UUUUUUUAAAUCAAAUGGCUUUUCGCUGUAUAAAUGCAUUCAAUAUUAAUAUCAAUCAAAAUCUGCAAAUAAGUGACCGAUUUAUACGAAAAGCGUUACUAAAGCCGUCGUCGUUGGUCAGCAAAAACUAUGUUAAACGAAAUUUACGACUACUAGAGGACAGCCAUUUCCUACCGAAAUAUAAUGAUUUAUUAGUAAAGUUAAGGUCAAUGAUAUUCAUGUCCGCCGAUAAUCAAGAAGUGCCCAAAGGUUUUGAAAAGUUUUUUCCGAAAAGCGGUUCAAAAAAGCCAUCGGCGGCGGCGGCCGAGACAACUACCAAACAAGGAAAGUCAUCGGCGGCUAAACCAGAGGCCAAUAGCGAAGGUCAACAAUCAUCGUCACCUCCGCCACAGCCGCCGCCGCCGUCAAAGUCUGGACCACAACAACAAGGCUUUCAGGCAUCGAAACCGAAAGAAUGGAAGUUUGAUUACAAUUUGAAUUUCGGCGGCGGAAAGGGUGGCGGCGGCGGUGGCGAAGAAGCCAAUCGAUGGACAAACAUUGCAUUGGCUACCACUUUGGGAGUGUUAGGUCUUCUGGCCUACAAUGAGAUGCGCUAUAAGGAGAUCACUUGGAAAGAGUUUAUCAACAACUACUUGUCCCGCGGUAUUGUCGACAAACUGGAAGUGGUCAACAAAAAAUGGGUACGCAUACGAUUUGUGCCGGGUUCGGGCGACGCGGCCAACAUUUUGUGGUUCAAUAUCGGUAGUGUCGAUACAUUUGAACGCAAUCUGGAGAACAUACAGCUAGAGAUGAACAUCGAGCCGACCAACUUUAUACCCGUAGUCUAUAAGACCGAAAUGGACGGGUCAAGUGCUGUCAGUUUUAUACCCACUCUACUGAUAAUCGGUUUUCUUGUUUGGUCAAUGAGACGGGCAUCCAAUGUGAUGGGCGGUAUGGGUAAGGCCGGCCGCAAAGGUGGCGGCAUUUUCGGUAUGGGCGAGUCAACUGCUAAACUGAUUAAUCCGACCGAUAUUGGCGUCAAAUUCAAAGACGUCGCCGGUUGUGAAGAAGCAAAGAUCGAAAUCAUGGAGUUUGUAAACUUUCUGAAGAAUCCGCAACAGUAUCUGGAUUUGGGCGCAAAGAUACCCAAAGGUGCACUACUAACUGGUCCGCCCGGUACCGGUAAAACCCUGCUGGCCAAAGCAACUGCCGGCGAAGCAGCCGUACCGUUCAUUACGGUAAGCGGUUCCGAAUUCCUCGAAAUGUUUGUCGGUGUCGGACCAUCGCGUGUACGCGAUAUGUUUACAAUGGCCCGCAAGAAUGCUCCGUGCAUUCUGUUUAUCGACGAAAUCGAUGCCGUCGGCCGCAAACGCGGUGGCCGUAGUUUUGGUGGCCACUCUGAACAGGAAAACACACUGAAUCAGCUGUUGGUCGAAAUGGACGGUUUCAAUACGACAACCAAUGUCGUAGUAUUGGCCGCUACCAACCGAAGCGAUAUACUCGAUCAGGCCCUGCUCAGGCCCGGCCGAUUUGAUCGGCAAAUAUUUGUACCGCCACCGGAUAUCAAAGGUCGGGCAUCGAUAUUCAAAGUACAUUUGGGACCUUUGAAGACCCAGUUGGACAAACUGGAUGUUGCCCGCAAAAUGGCUGCCCUGACGCCGGGGUUUACCGGUGCCGAUAUUGCUAACGUAUGCAAUGAGGCCGCACUGAUAGCCGCUCGCGAUCUCAACGAAUGGAUUAAUUUGAAACAUUUCGAGUCGGCUAUCGAGCGGGUCAUUGCUGGCCUCGAAAAGAAAACAAAAGUCCUCCAACCGGACGAAAAACGUACGGUUGCCUAUCACGAGGCCGGCCAUGCAGUGUGCGGUUGGUAUCUGGAACACGCCGACCCCCUACUGAAAGUGUCGAUCAUACCGCGCGGUAUGGGACUCGGCUACGCCCAGUACCUACCAAAAGAACAGUACCUCUACUCCAAAGAACAACUAUUCGAUCGGAUGUGUAUGACAUUGGGUGGCCGGGCAUCGGAACAGACAUUUUUCGGCCGAAUAACGUCCGGUGCACAGGAUGACCUGAAAAAGGUCACCCAAAAUGCCUACUCCCAAGUCGUACAGUUGGGUAUGUCCGAUAAAGUUGGCCACUUGUCGUUUGAUUUGCCACAACCGGGCGAUAUGGUUGUCGAUAAGCCGUACAGCGAAGAAAUGGCGCAACUGAUCGACAGCGAAGUCCGCGAACUGGUCCGCCAGGCCUACGAUCGGACCAUUGAGUUGAUUGCCAAACAUAAAGACGAUGUCGAAAAGGUCGCCUUAAGAUUAUUGGAAAAAGAGAUACUAAACAGAGACGAUAUGAUUGAACUGUUAGGCAAACGGCCGUUCAAAGAGAAGUCGACGUACGAAGAGUUUGUCGAAGGAACCGGUAGUCUAGACGAAGACAUAUCAUUGCCUAAAGGACUCGAAGGUUGGAAUGAAGCGAAAACCGACGCCAAGAAAACAGAUGUCGCCAAAGAAAAGACAUCCGAAGAGCCGACAAAUUAGUUAUUAAUAAUAAAUAUUUAUAAU
This is a messenger RNA of Oppia nitens, 2531 nucleotides long. It is a transcript of the gene Afg3l2, whose product is annotated as AFG3-like protein 2. The record is from RefSeq and is a predicted model, not a curated record. NCBI's taxonomy places the organism in Eukaryota, Metazoa, Arthropoda, Arachnida, Sarcoptiformes, Oppiidae. Gene Ontology annotation, molecular function: ATP hydrolysis activity; metalloendopeptidase activity; ATP binding. The transcript is spliced from 6 exons. The coding region runs from base 15 to 2507 and encodes 830 amino acids. Gene Ontology annotation, cellular component: m-AAA complex; membrane. Gene Ontology annotation, biological process: mitochondrial protein processing; protein-containing complex assembly.